Molecule: messenger RNA, 10268 nt
Organism: Pelobates cultripes (western spadefoot toad)
Lineage: Eukaryota; Metazoa; Chordata; Amphibia; Anura; Pelobatidae
Source: the annotation of a GenBank genome assembly
CUGUAACAUGUAACCUGUGUGUGUGUGUGUAACAUGUAACCUGUGUCUGUAACAUGCAAUAUGGGGGCUGUGUGUAACAUGUAAUCUGUGUGUAACCCGCAAUAUGGGGGCCGCGUGUAACCCGCAAUAUGGAGGCUGUGUGUGUUUUUUACAGUCUAUCACCUGCUCACAAUCCGUUUCCCUCUCUCUAGCUUUGGAAUUCUUUCUCCUCAAGUUCUCUGAGAUGCCGCUUCCACAGGCACUGCAGGCCCGCCUGGCCAAGCGGGGGAUUCUGAAACAUAUGGAGUCAGGUUGGUGAGCCAUCUUUGCACAUUGUGUGUCUGCACCGGUACAUUAAGCCUUGUAUGAAAUUAUUUAUAUACAUAGUUGUCACCUGUCAGAUAAAUAUAAUCAUCAUCUCUGCACAACUGAUGCUUGUCCCCUGCUGACAAGGAAAUUACAAACCUUAUUCCAAAAUGCCACUAAUAAUUCUCUGCUUUUUUUGAGCUAGAAUUUGUAACUGCUUUGUUUAUUUUUCACAGUGCUUGGUUUAGUAAAUAAGCCGUGUCAAUGAAAAUUGUUAGUAGUUUAUUUUCUAAACCGUAGUUUGAUAAACUCCAUAAUUUGGACCAACAUGUCUGAGAAGGGAGUAGAAACCUAGAAUGUGACGGCAGAUAAGAACCAUCCGGCACACCUAAUCUGCCCAACUUUCUAAAUACUUUCAUUAGUCCCUGGCCUUAUCUUAUAGUUAGUGUAACGGACCGUUUUGCCCACAAUAUGUUAAAAAACGUUUAGGCGAUAUUCCCCUUUCAGAUGCACAGGCACAGCUACUGCAGAACACCAAACUCCCGAACAGGAUACCAAGUAGCACUCCAAAUUCCCGAACUGGAACCUCACGAAUUGCUGCUAGCAGCUGAACAGGAAAAGCACCCAAGCAGCUUACACUCCUGGCAAUCAGUCUCUAACAGCAUACAGUAAAUCCCCCCAAGAACGAGACAAAGCUCCGUGUUGAGGGUCAAGCAGUGAACAGACAGAGCUGUGGGUUUAUUGUGCUUAUGUACACAUUCUUACACAUUAGUACCACCCACAGGGUUUUGGAACACAACCAAUAAACACAUACAAUACACUCAGACACUCCCACACAAAUUCCUCCCCUCUGCCUGUGAUUCAAUUACCUUACACAAUGGGUAAUUUAAUUAGCACAAGCAGAGAAAUACAAUUUUUCCACAUUAUUCAUAACUUGAAAAGUAUGCAUCACAUUCACAUAAAACAUUUUCAGAAUCAGCAUACUCCAAAUACAAACAUACGUCAAAAUCAUACAAAUUGGUCCAGUGGUUCAAAAGAUAGAUCGUAGUCCUUUGUGACCACAGGAAGCAUGGCUUUUCUGCCCAAAACCAGUUCCACAGAGUCUUCUAUCCUGGAGAUAAUUAGAAGUAAUCCAAUUAUCUCCAAAGACAGAGGCAAAACUCCAUUGAACACAUGGCAGCAAAAAGACAGUAAAAUACAAUAAAAUACACAAUGUUACAUUUAUGACAUAAAAUACAGACAUGCAACAUAUGCCCAGAUAGCUUAGGUCUGAGCGCACAUUAUUACUGAAUGGCGCUCAGACCACAAACACAUACAGUUCUAUUGCCAUGGAGCCAAAGUCUUUUAUUACAUGAAUAGGCUCCAUGGCAUAGCUAUCUGGGUUAUGAGUUCAUUCAGUAAAUCCGAGAAUCUACCAAAGACCGGGCAGAAAAGCACGAAUAAGUCUUUUCUGCAGUGAAAAAGAUGUCUUUUAACAUGGGGCCAUAGUCCAAAGGCAGCAGGCGAGCAACCAGGCUUCUCCAAUGCAAUGUGGCGAGAUUGCUUUCGUCACAGUUAGGAUAGCCUUAUGCCUAUCCCACGCCUGCUUAAACUCCUUCACUGUGUUAACCUCUAGCCCUCUAGGAGUAUUUCCUCCUAUAAAUGCCAUUUGUAGUCCUUAUGAUGUGACCAUCAGUGGUUUUGACAGCAUCUUUAUCUGUGUGCUCAGAGCCAGCAGAAGAGAUUAUAGCAGAGGAUUAUGAUGAUGAUCAUGUGGAUUACGAGGCAACUCGCGCAGAAAACCUUCCUCCAAACUGGUACAAGGUGUUGGACCCCAUCUGGUAAGAUCAAAGAUGUCACAUUAAUGUCAGAGUAGUGCGCAGUCUUGUUAUAUGCCAUUUAUAGCAUGGAUCUAGCUAGCUGUGACCAGGUUGUGAGAUUAUUCUUGUAGAAGUUCAGAGCUUAUACGAUUUCAUUAAAUCUAAAUAGCAGGCAGUCAGAUUUCUUUUCCGGAUGCAAGGGCGGCGGUGAUCCAUAUAUAGGACUGUCUUGAGCCACAGAGUGGAUUUGGUCUCUAAAGUGUCAGGAUAAUAGGAAUUUAAUUUAAUCUGUGCUAGAAAAAAAAAAAAGCUCCUCUUGAUCUCUUUUUGAAGUUGUUUGUUCUGCUGAGCUUUAAAGCGUGUUUCAAAGGACUAGGACCAUUUCAGUGUUUUAAAGUAGGUCUUGGUGUAAGGACCCUGUAUGUACAGUGUUUCAGUACGAAUUGGAGAUACAGAGAUAUGUAGGCUACCUGCUGGAGGUGGAUCUCCACCUUCCGCCGCAUUAUUAUCCAGGACGGAAUGAGUGUUCCAGCCUGGCUAAUGUCAGUUCUGUGCACAGACGCUCAUUCAUUGGCUGAGAGUGCCCAGCUGACGAUUUCAGUAAAUGAGCGGCUCUGCAGAAUCCAGAUGUGGUUCAGCCACCAUCAUUUGAGGCUCGGAUCGAUGUUAAAAUCUGCAUUUGAUCAGUUGUAAAAUUUACAUUUUUACCACCAUACUAGCAAGAUCAACUGCAAUAUUGAUUAACCCCUUAAGGACCAAACUUCUGGAAUAAAAGGGAAUCAUGACAUGUCACACGUCAUGUGUCCUUAAGGGGUUAAAGAUAUUUUUCUAAAGUUUAGAUCUUGGUCUUUGUUGCUGAUUGCGUAUCCAUUUGUAUGAUUCUACAAUGCCUUGCUAAUUUCCUGCACUGUCCUGUAUACACAACUUUGAUCUAUGCAUUUGCCUUACCUUUGGCUGCACAAUGUGUAGAUGAAAUGUUAUUGCACAACCAAGUGAUCUUCAAAUUGAUAUCACACCAUAUAUAGCAUAAGCGUACUAUGUUUAAUAAAAGUCUUUCCUGUUAAGUAAGUGAAAGCCUUCUCAGCCUACUUCUGUCUGCUGUUCACAUUGUACCCUUACAAUGCUGGUAUGUUCUAACAUGAUGCUCAUUGUCUUGUCUUUCAGUGGUCUCCCAUAUUACUGGAAUGUGGAGUCUGAGCUAGUCUCUUGGUUGUCACCACUUGACCCCAAUGCGAUAAUCACAAAAACCACUUCAAAACAAAAAGGUAAAGUUGUGGUGUGAGAGGACACUGCCCGGUCACAGCCAGAGCCAUAUAACCUGUUUUUUUUUUUCUUCUCAGAACCUGAGGAAAAGGCUGAAAGAGAGGAAGUGAAGGAACGCAGGUUUACACGCCGUGAAGAGGUGGCUCCUUACCCUAAACCAAAGAAAGGUGAGCAUGUUUCUGCAUUGAGGGUUCAUUCCCUGCUCCUUCAGUAUUGGACUCUUAUUUCCAACCAGUUCCUUUCUUUUCACCCUGUUUCUAGGAAGAAAAGAUGAAGAGUUGGAUCCCAUGGACCCAAGUGCUUAUUCAGAUGCUCCCAGGUACUUUGACCCUGUGUUAAAACCAGAUUGUUUUUGUCUUUGUAGAGGCGGCUCUAUUGACAUGUGAUAGGUAGAUUCUUGAUUGGAUCCUAUGUGCCAUAGGCUUGCAACCUUUGCUAUCCACGCUGCUGUUACUCCCUAAGGGAAUGCUCAGAGCUUUGAGCACUGCUACUUUGUGUCUAAAAUAGUAAUUUUGGAACUCUUGUCGGUUCUCCACAGUUCCUGACUUAAAACCUUAAAGACCUUUGGGCAUGCCAUUACGUCGGCAAUAUAAUGGACAUUAAUGGGCAUCCUGCAGGUUUAGUGUGAGCUGGGUUAAACCUAACAUACCACCAUCUAAUAUAUUAAAACCCAUUCCUAAUUUCAGAAUUGAUAUUGGCAGUGGGUUACCUUAGAGUUACAGGUGGAGUUAAGGUCGAAUUAAAGGACCACUAUAGUGCCAUGAAAACAUACUCAUUUUCCUGGCACUAUAACAUUGGAUAUAUAUAUGUGUUGUUGCAGAUGGCAUUGUGCUGUCUACAAAAUUAUGUGUUGUAAUAUGCUUUCGUUUAAUUUUUGCCAUAUGUAUUGUAUGCAGCAUUCCACUGAUUGUUCGGUAAAAUCACUCAGUUUAUUAUACGAGUGAAACUACCGAACAAUCAGACCACCCCAGGAAUAAGUGUGCUGCCAAUUACCGUUCGCAACAAUGUUGCAAACCCGUAAUUGUCAAUCAGUGCAGUGUGUGCUGUGUCCUCGCGGUGGCCGCCGUUUGGGAGACGAACACGUGGCGGCGGCCAUUUUAAACUCCCGAACAGCGGUGUUUUGCCUUUGAGUGUCUGGAACUAAAAUCGGACACUCGACUAGGCGAACACCGCUGAGACCUCCAGAGCUCCAUAACUCCCGAACGGAGGGGAUAAGCAGCCCCUCGUUUGGUAAAAUAAAUGUCCCGAAUAAGGGAAUUAAUACAACUACAAAUUUUAACUUUGGAUGGCAAUUAUUUCUAUGCAUUUUAUCUCCCGAACAGAGACCGACCGCAAGGCCAAAACACAUGGAGCAUUUUUCGGAUACUACCUCGUGUGCGGUCGGUCACAUUGCCUCUUCCACCUAACUCCCGAACCCCUGGUCUGAUCUGGGUGAAUUUUGAAUAUGUUAGUCACCCAGAUCAGGGCUACCAGGGGUACCCAUUAUAUAAUUCUGACUGUUUUGGGGUACAUCCAGAAAUCGGGUAAAACUGCAGUAUGAAUAAGUGGAUUAUGUGUCAGACUGAGGGGAGGAGAUGUGUGGGAGGUAACAGUUACACUAUUGGAUACUGUACUGAUUAAUGUGAAUCCCUCCCUUGUAUGGGAGAAAGCUUUAAAAGAAGGUUGUGUGGAUUAAAAGUUCAGUUCUGCUCCUGAUGCUGUGUGUCGUCCAGUCAUUGGGAUCUGUAUGGGGAUAUUCGUGGAUUACCUUGCUUGCUGUCAAUAUUGUUCUAUGGGAUUUUAUUACUUGUUCCUGAGCUUCACUGGGAUCUUUAGUGGAAUUAACCUGUGAAAUACCAGCUCUCAGCUAUAUAUGUAAUCUGUAUUGGGGCACUUACAUAGAAUCCCUAAAAUUACAGUGGAACAAACCUGUUAAGACACCUCCAGUGUCUUUAGGCAAAACCGCCGUUUAGUAGACCUUCCCCGGCUGCAGUAACAGUAACUCCGUUCGCUUAAUCUGUAGUAUACGAACCAAAUGCAGGGGAAGCGGCAAUCUCCCGACCAGGAUCCGUGAACGGCUCCAAACUCCCGAACGGCAAUGCACGAACUGCUGCUAGCCGCCGAACAACAAUAUUCACCAAGCGGCUUCCGUUCCAUCCAGCAGUCUCUAAACGUGAAGAAAUCCCCCCAAUAACGAGACAGAAGCUCCGCAUUGAGGGUCAAACAGGAUCUGGCUUUACUGUGGGCUACCUGCCCGUAUUUAUGCAGGUCUCCCACUUGGUGGACACUCCCCUAGGGGACCAAAUGGGAGACUUAAAUGACAGACAGAUAUGGGGACAUUCCAGACACACCGUCACAGAUUUUACCCACAGUGCAUUAUGAUUCCCUCCCCUCUGCCCUGGAGUUAAUGACCAAGUAACUCAAUUAACUCCAGGACAAAGCCAGUCGCCAUCUUAAAUAUAAAAUCAGAAAAGACAUAAAAAUGCAUAACUUCAAAAUAACCGAACAUUUCCCAUUCGUAUCACAUAGCCCCAGAUAGCCUGGAUCUGAGGGCAUAUUAUUAGCGAAUAGCGCUCAGAUCCCACACACAUAGUUCAAUCGCCAUGGAGUCAAAGUUCUUACAGUCUUUCGGUAUACGAAUGACUCCAUGGGAAGGCUAUCUGGGUUAAGUCUUUUCGUAUGCUCCAAAUCUCCCGAACGGCCGGUAUUCGUAUGCUUUCGUGGAGGCAGCCAGGCGUUCCGUUGUUUCAGCGGUGUUCGGCAGAAAAAGUGUCCGUUUUUAGUUCCAUAGAAAUAGAGCCAAACACCGCUGGGCUUUCGCUUGGUUUAAAAUGGCCGCUGCCUCGUGGUCGACAUACGAACGACGACCACCCUGAAUUCGGUUUAAUUGAGAAGUGUCUGCGGUUAACCACAACGUUCUAAUUGGGAUCAAUAGGUUAACCAGCAGCACACUUCUCUCCUGGGUGGCCGUCCGUUCGGCAGGUUCGUUCGGGAAAAAGAGUCAUUCGAAUGGCUGGGCUAUAGAAACCCGCCAUUCAUACAAACGGGAGACAAACAGACGAAUGCAAUUAAAAUACAAGCAGACAGAUGGUUCUGUCACAAAACCUAUAGCUGAAAUUCAAGGUUUGAAAUUGGUUCAGAGCGUGUACAGUCGCCUGGUCCUUAGCGGGUUAAUAGAUGGCUCCAUAGGUCUUUCAGGACCUGGUCCUUAGCGGGUUAAUAGAUGGCUCCGUAGGUCUUUCAGGACAGUCGCCUGGUCCUUAGCGGGUUAAUAGAUGGCUUCAAUAGGUCUUUCAGGGUAGUCACCUGGUCCUUAGCGGGUUAAUAGAUGGCUCCAUAGGUCUUUCAGGGUAGUCACCUGGUCCUUAGCGGGUUAAUAGAUGGCUCCAUAUGUCUUUCAGGGUAGUUGUUUCGUCCUUAGCGGGUUAAUAUAUGGCUUUAUUAACUAAACUGUGAAACUGACCUGAAGACAUUGCUGACUUUGGGCAUAAAGUUUGAAAUUCACACGUUACUGUUAACCGACUGGGUACCUCCGUUGGAGGAUGCUCCUAGAGCUUUCUGAGGGCUUCAAGCACUCCAGCCGACACCAUAACCACCGUAGACUCCUCCAGAGAGCAAGGCAGGAACAAGCUCUUACAAGAGCUUAGUAGUGAUUUAGCAAGGGAGUAUGACAAGCACCGUUUAGUAGACCUUCCCCGUCUGCAGUAACAGUAACUCCAUUCGCCUAACCUGUAGUGCACGAACCAAAUGCAGGGGAAGCGGCAAUCUCCCGAACGGGAUCCGUGAACGGCUCCAAACUCCCGAACAGCAAUACACGAACUGCUGCUAGCCGCCGAACAACAAUAUCCACCAAGCGGCUUUUGUUUCCAUCCAGCAGUCUCUAAACGUGAAGAAGAAAUCCCCCCAAUAACGAGACAGAAGCUCCGCAUUGAGGGUCAAACAGGAUCUGGCUUUACUGUGGGCUACCUGCCCACAGUAAAUUAUCUCCAGGACAAAGCCAGUCGCCAUCUUAAAUAUAAAAUCAUAAAAGACAUAAAAAUGCAUAACUUUAAAAUAACCGAACAUUUCCCAUUCGUAUCACAUAUCCCCAGAUAGCCUGGAUCUGAGUGCAUAUUAUUGGCGAAUAGCGCUCAGAUCCCACACACAUAGUUCAAUCGCCAUGGAGUCAAAGUUCUUACAGUCUUUCGGUAUACGAAUGACUCCAUGGGAAGGCUAUCUGGGUUAAGUCCUUUCGUAUGCUCCAAACCUCCCGAACGGCCGGUAUUCGUAUGCUUUCGUGGAGGCAGCCAGGCGUUCCGUUGUUUCAGCGGUGUUCGGCAGAAAAAGUGUCCGUUUUUAGUUCCAUAGAAAUAGAGCCAAACACCGCUGGGCUUUCGCGUGGUUUAAAAUGGCCGCUGCCUCGUGGUCGACAUACGAACGACGACCACCCUGAAUUCGGUUUAAUUGAGAAGUGUCUGCGGUUAACCACAACGUUCUAAUUGGGAUCAAUAGGUUAACCAGCAGCACACUUCUCUCCUGGGUGGCCGUCCGUUCGGCAGGUUUGUUCGGGAAAAAGAGUCAUUCGAAUGGCUGGGCUAUAGAAACCAGCCAUUCAUACGAACGGGGGACAAACAGACGAAUGCAACUAAAAUACAAGCAGACAGAUGGUUCUGUCACAAUAACUAUCCCUUGUAGCAGAUUCCCCCAAUAAGAGACAGGACUCAGAUUGAGGGUGAAGUAGAACUGCUAGAGCUGUAGAUUUAUUGUUCUUAUAUACACAUUCUUACACAUUAGUACCACCCACAGGGUUUUGUUAAACAACCAAUCAAUACGUACAAUACACUCAGACACUCCCACACAAAAUCCUCCCCUCUGCCUGUGAUACAAUUACCUUACACAAUGGGUAAUGUAAUUAUCACAGGCAGGAAAAUAAACAGUUUUACACAAUAUUCAUAACUCUAAAAGUAUGCAUCACAUUCACAUAAAACUCACAUUUUCAGAAUCCGCAUACGCCAAAUACAAACAUACAUCAAAAUCAUACAAAUUGGUCCAGUGGGUCAAAAGUUAGAUCAACGUCCUUUGUGACCAAAUGAAGCAUGGCUUUUCUGCCCAAAACCAGUUCCACAGAGUCUUCUAUCCUGGAGAUAAUUGGGGAAGUAAUCCAAUUAUCUCCAAGGACAGAGGCAAAACUCCAUUAGCCACAUGUAGCAAAAGACAAUAAAAUACAUAAAUAUAUAUAACUGUGCAGCUAUUGCAUAAAACAGGUACAUUCAACAUUAGUGAUGUCCCGAACGGUUCGCCGCAGAUGGCGAACAUAUGCGCUGUUCGGUCCGCCCCCUAUUCGUCAUCAUUGAGUAAACUUUGACCCUGUACCUCACAGUCAGCAGACACAUUCCAGCCAAUCAGCAGCAGACCCUCCCUCCCAGACCCUCCACCUCCUGGACAGCAUCCAUUUUACAUUCAUUGUGAAGCUGCAUUCUUAGUGAGCUGUCCAGGAGGUGGGAGGGUCUGCUGCUGAUUGGCUGGAAUGUGUCUGCUGACUGUGAGGUACAGGGUCAAAGUUUACUCAAUGAUGACAUCCGCCAUCCAUGGCGAACCGUUCGGGACCUCACUAUUCAACAUAUCCCCAGAUGGCUUAGAUCUGAGCGCACAUUACCGAAUGGUGCUCAGAUCACAUACAUACAGUUCAAUUGCCAUGGAGCCAAAGUCUUUCACAUAGUCUUUUGUUAUAUGAAUGGGCUCCAUGGCAUAGCUAUCUGGGGUAACUCUGCUCAGAUAGGGAAAGUACCGAAUGACCCGGCUUUCGAGUCUUUGGAGGGAUAAAUCAAGCAUUUCAACAUGGGACCAUAGUCACAAGUCAGGAGGCUGGCAAUCAGUCUUCUCCAAUGCCCAGUGGCGAGGCUGGUUCCGCCACAACCAGUAAAUGUUUAUUUAGUACGGGUGUAAUCCCUUUUUAUUUAUUUAUUUUUUUCUUCUCCCCAUACAGGGGGUCGUGGUCCACGGGCUUGCCAAAAAGAAACGAAGCCAAAACCGGUGCAGACACAACGGCCGCAGGCCCACUUUUCCAGCAGCGGCCGUACCCCAGCCCCGGCGCUGUACUGAGGGCCAACGCAGAGGCAUCGCGCACUAAACAGCUGGAGUGAGCGGCUCUGGCCAUUGUACAGUUUGCUAUGUGUGAGUGUGUUCUAAUAAAGAUUUUAUAUGAAACCUCCCGGCUCUGAAUCCUAUACUGGCUGCUAGCUGAGUGUAACGUGGGACAAGCUCCCAGGACCCUCAGCCACUCCUACACUGGCUGCCAGCUGAGUGUAACGUGGGACAAGCCCCCAGGACCCUCAGCCACUCCUACACUGGCUGCCAGCUGAGUGUAAGGUGGGACAAGCCCCCAGGACCCUCAGCCACUCCUACACUGGCUGCCAGCUGAGUGUAAGGUGGGACACGCUCCCAGGACCCUCAGCCACUCCUACACUGGCUGCCAGCUGAGUGUAAGGUGGGACACGCUCCCAGGACCCUCAGCCACUCCUACACUGGCUGCCAGCUGAGUGUAAGGUGGGACAAGCCCCCAGGACCCUCAGCCACUCCUACACUGGCUGCCAGCUGAGUGUAAGGUGGGACAAGCCCCCAGGACCCUCAGCCACUCCUACACUGGCUGCCAGCUGAGUGUAAGGUGGGACAAGCCCCCAGGACCCUCAGCCACUCCUACACUGGCUGCCAGCUGAGUGUAAGGUGGGACAAGCCCCCAGGACCCUCAGCCACUCCUACACUGGCUGCCAGCUGAGUGUAAGGUGGGACAAGCCCCCAGGACCCUCAGCCACUCCUACACUGGCUGCCAGCUGAGUGUAAGGUGGGACACGCCCCCAGGACCCUCAGCCACUCCUACACUGGCUGCCAGCUGAGUGUAAGGUGGGACAAGCCCCCAGGACCCUCAGCCACUCCUACACUGGCUGCCAGCUGAGUGUAAGGUGG